Paracoccidioides lutzii Pb01 is the source of this 1041-nucleotide messenger RNA. RefSeq lists its product as hypothetical. The coding region runs from base 1 to 1041 and encodes 346 amino acids. The record is from RefSeq and is a predicted model, not a curated record. The transcript has a single exon.
AUGCUCCUCCGUCCCUGUCCACGUCCCUCUGCCCCACCCCGCACCCUCCUCCUAACCCUCGACGCCUUCAACACCCUCUUCCACCCCCGCCUCCCCGUCCCCAUCCAAUACGCCCAAGUCGCCCAGUCCCUCAACUUCCCCCCACCACAGCAGCUCACCAGCAACAGUAAGAACCUAUCCACAGAGGCCCUCGCAGAGAAGAUCUCAGUGGCCUUCCGCGCGGCGUUUAAACGGGAGAGUGCUGCGAGGCCGAACUAUGGACGGAAUGUGGUGGGGUUUGGGGGGCCGAGGGAGUGGUGGGGGAAUGUGGUUAGGUGCUGUUUUAGGGGGGUUGUGAGGGGCCAUGCGGAUGGGGAGGGGGGUGAGGUUGAGGUUCCGGAGGAGUUGGUUAGGAGGUUACUUGUUCGGUUUGAGGGUCGGGAGGGGUAUGUGUUGUAUCCGGAUGUGGAGGGGUUUUUUGAGAGGAUGAGGAGGUGGAAGGGGUCGUUGUUGAUGGCGGAUGGCGGUAGAAGAGACGGCAUCGCCAAUGCGGAUUCUCUUUUCGAGAGAGUUGUUGUGGGUGUUAUUUCGAAUUCGGAUGAUAGGAUUGCUCGUAUCUUGAAUAGCUUGGGGGUGCGGGUUGGGGAGACGCGGGAGAAUACUACAACUGCUGCUACUGAGACCGGGCUGAGGGGGAAAAUACCGACUGAUAUCGACUUUAUCGUCACCAGCUAUGAAGCUGACGCGGAGAAACCCCACCGGAAGAUCUUCGAUUUGGCUAAAGAAAGAGCUAAAGAAUGUCUUGACGGUGGUGAUGGCGGCUUGUCUCCGUCGGCGGAUCCAGAGUGGAUCUGCGUACAUGUCGGAGAUCAUUAUGAGAAGGACUACGAGGGGGCAAUUAAUGCUGGCUGGGAUAGUUUCUUACUCCCCAGAGACGGGGAGGGACCAUGCAUUUCUGAUUAUCGCCUUGACUCUACUUCUCCUGUAAAGCAUAUACAGGCACUAACUGACCUAUUUCCCCGGCUGGGGAUUGAUGAGAGAUUAUUUCCGGUCGACGAAUGA